AUGUUAGAUUAGCGUCAAACAUUAAGUGAUAUAAAUAGGCUCAGAAACACUCCCUACAUCUAUUAUAAGCAAUACUAAUCUAUCGACAAUAAUCAAUAAUAUGAUACAAAAUAAGUUAAAAUGAUCGCCAGACCUAAUGUAAGGUAUUAGAUGAUACACGAAAACCUGUCCAAAUUGCAAUAAGAUCAAAAAAAAUUGAGACAAUCAAGUCAACAACGGGAAAGAACCAAAACUCAAUCAAAUUACAGGGCCUUCAGUCUGAAUUAAAAAGCACCUUCUAAUUCCAGAAGUCAACCUGAUUUGACUGAUGACAAUCAAAGUGUUUUUGUACCAUAUCGACAAAGAAACAUUUCAUAAAAUAGUAUCUCGAUUUCAUAUGAUAAUUCUGAAAAAAAAAAGAGCUUUUUACCAACUAUGAAUAAUAAGGAUCCAAUGUUGCAAACAUUUGGCAAAUAAGUUAUCAUCCUCAAACCCAAGAGAUUCCCUACUGAGAUAUUUUAAGGAAACGUGAGCAAGAUGAAGAAGCAAUUCUAAUAAAAUUAUUGA
This is a messenger RNA of Paramecium tetraurelia, 546 nucleotides long. RefSeq lists its product as uncharacterized. The transcript is spliced from 2 exons. NCBI's taxonomy places the organism in Eukaryota, Ciliophora, Oligohymenophorea, Peniculida, Parameciidae. The record is from RefSeq and is a predicted model, not a curated record.